This is a messenger RNA of Eimeria mitis, 225 nucleotides long. RefSeq lists its product as uncharacterized. Bases 1 to 225 code for a protein of 74 amino acids. Lineage: Eukaryota; Apicomplexa; Conoidasida; Eucoccidiorida; Eimeriidae. The record is from RefSeq and is a predicted model, not a curated record. The transcript has a single exon.
AUGACGGCCCCCCCCCCACUGAAGAGCCCCCCUCCUCCCCCUCUUCCCAAGGCAUCGCUACCUGCUGCCGGUGCUGCUGCUCCAGCAGCAGAGGAACCAGCAGCAGCAGCAGCAGCAGGAGCAGCAGAAGGAGAAGCAGCAGCACCUGCUGCAGCUGCAACAGAAGACGAAGCAACCGAUAAACCAGCAGAAGCAGCAGAAGCAGAAAAACCUGCUGAUGCAUAG